AUGCCCGAAUACGCCAAGAGCCAGCCCGCUGGCUUCACGAACGCUAUUGAGCGAGUCGCCAUUGUCGGUGCCGGAGGCACCGUUGGAUCCCACUUCGUCGCUGCUCUACUCAAAACUGGAAAACACAAAGUCACGGCCCUUUCUCGCAAAGAUAGUAGCAACACACUCCCUGAGGGCGUCCUUGUCGCCCCAAUUGACUAUGAUGACGAGGCCACCAUUGUGACUGCCCUCAAAGGCCAACAAUUCUUUAUCAUCACAUUGUCUCCCACUGCACCGCGCGAUACCCACAGCAAGCUUGUCCAGGCAGCUGCCAAGGCUGGUGUUCCUUACAUCAUGCCGAAUAGUUACGCUGGCGACAUUGAACAGGUCAAACUCGGAGAGGAGAUUAUGCUGGGGCCCGUGGCCCAAGCCUACCGGGACGAGAUUAACAGACUAGGGAUGCAGUGGAUCACCGUUUGCUGUGGGUUCUGGUAUGACUAUAGCCUUGCUGGCGGUGAAGCGCGCUUCGGGUUUGACUUUGACAAGCGAUCCCUAACCAUCUAUGACGACGGCAACACCAAGAACUCGGUAUCGACCUUGUCGCAGGUUGGUCGUGCUGUCACCAAGGUGCUCAGCCUGAAGGAGCUCCCAGACGACGAAAACGACGAGAGUCUUACGGUGUCGGCGUGGCUCAACAACGCUGUGUAUGUCAAGAGCUUUGUUGUCAACCAAAAUGAGAUAUUCGAAAGCGUCAAGCGCGUUACAGGCACUAGUGAUAUUGACUGGACGGUUACUCAUGAGGCUACCACGAAGCGAUAUGAAGAUGGUCUGGCGCUCGUUAAAACUGGUAACAUGACUGGCUUUGCUAAGCUGCUCUAUGCGCGGGCAUUUUACCCGGAUGACGCGAGUGAUUGCUCGGCCAAGGCACAUAACAAACUGCUGGGUUUACGAGAGGAGAGUCUGGAUGAGGCCACCCAAGUCGGGGUAGAUAUGGUCAAGGAACUGCAACGUCGCCCUGAGCGUAUGGCGUCCUAG
Molecule: messenger RNA, 1014 nt
Organism: Penicillium cataractarum
Lineage: Eukaryota; Fungi; Ascomycota; Eurotiomycetes; Eurotiales; Aspergillaceae
Product: aromatic alcohol reductase
Exons: 2
Coding region: 1-1014 (337 amino acids)
Molecular function (GO): oxidoreductase activity
Source: RefSeq, a predicted model, not a curated record